Molecule: messenger RNA, 1144 nt
Organism: Coccomyxa subellipsoidea C-169
Lineage: Eukaryota; Viridiplantae; Chlorophyta; Trebouxiophyceae; Coccomyxaceae
Exons: 3
Coding region: 249-608 (119 amino acids)
Biological process (GO): translation
Cellular component (GO): ribosome; mitochondrion
Molecular function (GO): structural constituent of ribosome
Source: RefSeq, a predicted model, not a curated record
GGAAGCUGUUGAGGAUUGCAUCAGCGUCAUUUUACAUUCUGUCGCUCGUGCAGUGCGUCUCUGUAGGCACAUCACUCACCUCAAUCAAAACUUUGGUACAGUGGUGAUCUGCGGUCCGAGACAACUUGUUCCCAACUUGUUCAGGCUGUUCCCACAGUUCAAGUUUCGGAAAUUCUGCUCUUUGAGGUGUCGAUCGAUGAAGACUGCAGACAUUUAGUGGAGCUGAAUCAGUAAGGCAGCACUUUGGUAUGAAGACAUAUGUUGGCAAGGUCAUAUCUGACAAGGCCAACAAAACAAUCCUGGUGGCCGUGGAUCGAUGGAUGAUAGUGCCCAAGUACAAAGUAAAGAUCAAGCGCACUUCAAAAUUCAUGGCGCAUGAUGAGAACAAUGACUGCCGCAUGGGAGACAUUGUGCGGAUACACAUAUCAAGGCCUCUCAGCAAAAACAAGACCUGGCGAAUGACUGACAUUCUACGGCGAGAGAGGGUGUACGAUGCAGAAGCAGCUGCCAAGGAAGCAGAGCAGAGACCAUCAGAUCUGCCGCCAUCUUUGGGAGGCUCACAGCCAGGAAAUCUCAACAGAGGUUUUGCAGCAUCAGCAGUCUUGUGAUGACAGGCUUGCCGUUCGCUGUGCAGCCUCUUGGAGAGAUCAUUGAAUUUUUUCUGUCUGCGGCAUCUUGUCAGUGGAUAAGAGAGCUGCUUGUGACAAGCGCUGGCACGCUCGUCAGCUGCUUGGAAUGAUAGAGCUUUACAGGGUAGACCGGUAGAGGCUUUUAGUUCAGGGUAAAUGACAGGCUAGUGGCGUUCUGCAGCCAGUUCGCGUUGAGUGUGGAGUAGUCCAUGGCUGUUGCUAAGGGGUCUGGUCAUGAAUCCAGUUGGCAGACCAGGGAUUGUGAUCUAUGUCACUUGACGAUGCAUGUUGGACCAUGAACAUUCUUAGCUCAGAAAUUCUGAAGCUUGAAGCUCAGUCGUGCAAAUGGGAGUCCAGUUUGGUACUAUUAGAAGGCUUCCGUUAUAGCUACUGUACUUCCAAGUUGAGGCGGUGCGCGUGUGCUAGCACUGCCGCAGUCAACGUCGCAACCGCAACAUGCUUGAGACCGCUUGCAUCAGGAUGAUCCAGCAUUUGAAAGCCAUAAUCAUUAUGAU